This is a messenger RNA of Aphis gossypii (cotton aphid), 4091 nucleotides long. RefSeq lists its product as uncharacterized. The record is from RefSeq and is a predicted model, not a curated record. Lineage: Eukaryota; Metazoa; Arthropoda; Insecta; Hemiptera; Aphididae. The transcript has 4 exons. Bases 856 to 1914 code for a protein of 352 amino acids.
AUAGCUAAUUCUUAAUUGCAAAAAAUCGUUCUUUAGUAGUCUGUGUAAAAUAUAAGGCUAGUAUAGUAUAAUUGAAUAACUAUAAUUAAUAGAAUAACUUAAAGGAAAAAUUAUUAGUAGUAAAUUCGUGUAUUAUUAGUGUAAAUUUAUGAUAAAUUAUUUUUGAUAAUAUAUGAACAACAAACCGCUUCCUCAUUUGUCGUCCACAAUAUUGUGUUCUCGAUAAAUUAUAUAUGUAUAAUAUAUAUAUUUAUUUUGUAAGAUAACUCUCUCGGUGUAUAUUACAUUUUAUAUAGUUGGUGCGAUAUUAAUUUAUUAUAAUAAUUUUCUCACUCCCUUGAAUCCGCUAUUGAUCCCAUAUAUUUAUAAUAUACACACGUACGUUCAUAUAUUUAUAUAAUAUACAAGCGAAAUAACGUCCUAUAGCCGACGUUCGUCUAUAAUCUAUAUGUAUGUAAUAUAUACAGCGCACGCGCGUUAUUUGUCGGCAAAACGUCGACGUCGGUGUAACGACGGUUUUUGCGUUCCGAAAACGAAAAACAAAAUCACUGUCUAUACUAACAGGUGCCGACGUCCUUCGUCGCGGCGGUGUUAGAGUUGUUUUGGUCGCCGUCGUCGCUGUCCCCGUGCCGCCUCGGGACCGUCCAAACCGAGUCGGACGACCAUCUCUCCGCGGUGUGCCGAACAUAACUGCAGUCCGACGCAAGUGCACGAUAAACGGAUGGACAUCGGAUCGGCGGCCGUGGUGGCGGCGGCGGCGGCGACUGCACCGGAAACGACGACGACGACGACGACGAUAACUACGACGCGCCGGUCGGGGCCGGAAGCGUUUCCGGAUCGCGGUGAGCACCAGUGAUGGCCAGCUCAGGUAUGCACGCAGCACUGUACAUACGAGAGAGGCAAAAGAUCCGCGUGAAGAGGAUCCGUAGAGAUAGGUUCCAAUUGCCCAGUCACGUGGCCACCAAGAACAUUGCCCCGUUUCCGGAGUUCCCACCUACGACGUGGAAUAAGACAGCAGCUUCGGUAGCUUGGCCUGGACCAGUCGGUCCGUCUCCAGACAGCGAUGGCACGGCACCAGGCGGUUCCAUCCUCAUACACCUGCCGGCUGACCCACAUAGGAAAUGGUCGAAAAAAAAUAAGAUCCACGACGCACUGUCGUUCGGUGGCGGUGACGACGCCGACCGUCGACUGUACGAGCUGCAGCAGGGCGCGGCGGCCAACACGCUGCUGUACGUGGGACUGUGCUCGGUGGCGCUGGGCCUGAUCAUCGCGUUCGUGGGCACCGGCGAGAAGGGCUUCAAGACGGUCCAGCUCCGGUUCAUCGGGCCCGGCAUGAUCGCCAUCGGCGUGUGCUGUUGCGCCGUCCGCAUCAUGUUGUGCUUCUGUCCGCCGACGUUCUGCUUCAAGCGCCGCCGUCACAAGGGCGGCACUUCCGACAAGAUGGCCGAGUUCUACAAGUACAUGCCGUUCCGAAACCAUCCGCUGACCGGAAACGCCAACGCGGCCUCCGCCGCCGAACCGCUGACCGGAGUCGUGGUCGAGACCGUACCGAUGACGGUCCUGAAACCGGCGCUGAAACGCGUGUCCAUGGCCGCCGACCAGCGACCGCAAAUCGUCUAUCAACAAGCGAAAAGGAUGCCUAAGGCCACUCCAGAAGCAAGUUUGGACAGCAGCAUGGAACAUCUGAUCGAACAGGACGACCAUCUGUACACGAAGGACGAGGUGAGCUCGAACAGAAAUCUUUCCAACCUCAAGUCAACGUUGACAUUCGAGGACUCGUUGAACGUGGCCACCAAAAUGAUGGUUAAAUCGUUCGAGGAGCUGAACAACACGUCUUCCACACCCGGCGCAGAAUCCGCAGACCAGCAUCAACAGCAGGAGCUGGUGCUGAGCGCCGUGAACCUGACAAAGUAGAUUUGCGUGUCGGUCCGCACAAUAUACAAUGCCCACAUACAUAUUAUUAUACCGUAACACAUAAUAUUAUAAUUAUUGUUGUAUUCAGACGAAUUUGGCUGUGACGAUUAACCCCCAUACAUAUAUACCAUUUAUAUAUAUUAUAUUAACAAUUAACUACCUUUACAUAUAUGAGGGUAGAUUCAUAGGGAAGAAUAUUUGAAUUAUAUGGCACUGGGAUGCAAUUACCCCCAGGUAUUCGAGGGGACAAAACAAUACUUUCCAUCCCCCCGAAUACCAUAAAACAGGGUGUGAAGUGGCAAAAGUCCUAUAAGGUUAGUCCAAAACAAUAUUAUUUUAUCGAUGUCAGUUUUUUCAAUUUUCAUUCAUAUAUUUGUAUAACAUUGCACCCCCUAGUAAGUUUGAAACGUGCCGCCUAUGAGUAGGGGUAGUAUAUGUUAUAUGUUAGAGUACGUAUACUUCGUACAUUAAUAUGUAUAAUUUCAAUUUAUUGUACGUUGUUAAAUAUAUAAUAAGAAACCCAACGACACGACGUAUACAUAAUAAUAUAACUAAGGGUUAGAAAUAGUGAGAGAUUUAUUUUAGUUUAAUCGGUUGUCGUAACGUGUAUAUUUCUAAGUGUAGGUAUCUUAUAUAAUAUAUUAGUAAAAGCGUAGAGCCUCAGAGAUAGCCGUAGAUAUAAUAUUAUUAUAAUGUAAUAGUUUUACAUAUACCACCGCCGCCGUUUCGGCCAUGAAAUAUAAAAUAUACACAUUGUGAUAGAUACAUGUCAGCUUAUAGAAGAUUCGUCGUAUACAGUGUAAAUAUUUACAAUAAUACCUAUUUAAUAUUAUACAAAUAUAUUCCUAUACAAUAUACCUAAUUUUUGGUGUUUAUACAGCAUCCGACUAUAUAAUAUCGCAUUAUACAUCUCACUCUACAUAAAUAAAACUGCCGACUUAUUUACAUGAUAUUUAAAUUAUUGUAUGCGUGUAUUGUGUACAAUAUAAUACGAGGACGCGUAUUAGUACUAAAUCGUGUUAAGUAUAAUGUUAUAUUAUUAUACCUACGGUGUAUCCACAGGCCACGCAAUAACGCGGACACUCGUUUAAUGCAAUUAUUGUUAUGUUUUAUUAUGUAGGUAUAUAUUAUAUUAUAUAUUACAUUAUUUAUAUACCCAUUUUCGUUUGUAUCGGAUGAAAAUUAUUUAAAAAUUGUUUAUGUUUAAAGUAUUAUGUAAGUGCAUGCAUAUAACGUGUUGUUAACAACUAACGAUAAAAAAAAAUAUAUAUAAAAAAAUAUCUAAAAAAAAAUGUUUAUAAAGAAUACAUCCUUCAAGAAAAAAUUGUUUUAUUUUGGACUUUUUAGUUGUGCAACGUCGUAUUACAUAUAUAUAUAUUAUAAGCUUUUACCCGGACAUACGUAUAAUACGUAACAAUACUUCGAUAACCUAAUUUUAUAAUAUUCAACGUAUAUACCUAUAUAUAUCUUAUAUACACAUAAAUAUAUAUGCUUGAGUAAUAUGUAUAUAAAACAUAAUGUUAUUCGUUCCGUAAUAUUUCCUCCGGGUUGUAUAGGUAUGAACAUCGAACAAGGGAAAAACACAUUAUAACAACAAAGCAGUAAUUUUACACGGUCUAUGGAAACUUUAAAUAACAACCUCCAAUAUCCAUUUAUACUUAAAGUUUACCUAUACACAUUACAUAUAGUAUGGUUAAGUCAUGGGAGCUGCGAGAGGACUGCAGGUCUGCCAAAAAUCCUUUCAGUAAAAAUAAACCAAAAACCGUCAUACUCGUAAUAUCAAACUUAUGAGUAACCUUACAGUUUAACUAGGUCUUAUAUAACAAAUUUUCAACCUUAAGCCCUCUCCCAAUAAAAGAAAAGAAAAGAAAUCCUGGCUAGGCGACUCGCUACCAAUGCAGACGGUAAUCAGUACUGUGAAAAACGGAACCAGUGGCAGUGGUAACCAAUUUCAUAAAAGAAUUAUUUUCACUGUGAAUCAAUUAAAUUUUUAAAAGAGAUCGGGAGUAAUAAUAUUAUCCAUGACAUAGUAUAGUGGUUACCACCUUUUUAUUCAACGCCCCCCUUGUAGCUUUCAAAAUCUUACUCCCUCCCUUAAAUUAAAGUUUAGAUGACCUUUUUUUUUUAAUGAGCCUUAAAAAUACAUUUUACAAAAUAACCAUAUACCUACUCGUUUU